Messenger RNA from Argiope bruennichi, 4823 nucleotides. Its product is annotated as hexosaminidase D-like. The record is from RefSeq and is a predicted model, not a curated record. Gene Ontology annotation, molecular function: hexosaminidase activity. NCBI's taxonomy places the organism in Eukaryota, Metazoa, Arthropoda, Arachnida, Araneae, Araneidae. Gene Ontology annotation, biological process: carbohydrate metabolic process. The transcript is spliced from 8 exons. Bases 521 to 2596 code for a protein of 691 amino acids.
GCCAUGUUUUGCGAUAGUAGUCUCGUCAUGCAUUUUGAACAGAUGAAAAUUUAUUGAUAAUAAAAAUUGUAAAGUGCACGUGAUUAUCUAGCAAUAGGUAAAGUUUAAUGUGCUUUAGAAAAUUGAAUUCCCCGGCUGCAAACUUUGCUACGAGAUUUUUCUUUCUUUUUUUAAACAACUAGAUAUUUUGCAUAAUUUAGUUGUCAUUCGGCAUCGAAGUGUGAACAUAUUAACAACAAAAACAGGACAGGUCUUUUACAAUAUAUUUUGGUGAUCAUGUGGUCGUUGACGUGAGUCACGGUUGUGGAUCAUUCGAUAUUUUAUUGUGGAAGUAAUUGAUACUGAAUUUGGAAAAAUCAAUGAAAAGGUGCAAAUGAGGUUUUAAAGCUUCUGUACACAGAUUACACUGUAAGCGAAACUAUCGACGUACUGCAAAUAUUGAAGCCCAUAUAGCAGAAAAGUGGAGAAAUAAGACUACGAAAGACAAAGUGACGACGACAAACUAACCAAGUAACAGAAGAUGUUGGUGCAAGCGGCUCGCCACUGUCCCCAGCAUGUUCUUUUUUCCCUGUGGAGGCGGAAGAGCCUCCUCCUGGGCUGCGUCAUGGUCACUUCUGUCUUCGUGGUGUGCCUCCAGUUCGGGUCCAGUGGAGGAAACGGUCAUUUAGUGGAGAAUGGACUGCCCCAACAAAAUGGGCGGGAGGAGUUCCCUUUGGGAAUGGCAGGAGUUGGUGGAAGUCACAAAACGCUCAUACCAAGGAGAAAUCUGUCAGCCCUGAAUCAGAGGCAAGACCAGAACUCCAUAGGAAUUGGUGAAAUAAGGCCAGGGCAGCUAGUGGACAUGAGUGGGAAACCACCUCGCUAUCAGCAGCAACCUGUGGGUGGCGAUCCACAUGCCCUGAACUAUGUUGGUGCCGCGCCAAACAGUAAUAAUUUGGGAGACCGCAUGCAGGUGUACGAUGGCGGAAAAGCACUCCCCAAUCCUGCACCAAACAACUGGCAAGAUCCCCAACAACAACAGCAAGGCAGGACAUGGCAAUACCAAAAGAAUUCGGCCAAUGGCAAUACCGGCACGACAUAUUUUGUUCCACCUCUUCGAGUGGUUCACUUUGAUUUGAAGGGCGCACCGCCAAAAGUGUCCUACUUCAAGCAGAUAUUUCCCUUACUGAAAGAAGCAGGCGCUAACGCUAUACUUAUGGAGUAUGAAGACAUGUUUCCCUUCACUGGAAAUUUGGCUGCAUCGUCUGCAAAAAAUGCUUAUUCCAGAGAAGAUGUCCAGACCAUUCUCAACCUCGCUAAGACUCAUCAUUUUGAAGUCAUACCCUUGGUGCAGACUUUUGGUCAUCUCGAGUUUGCUCUCAAGCUGAAAGAGUUCAGAGAUUUGAGAGAAGUGGAUGACUUUCCUCAGGCUAUAUGUCCGUCAAGGAACGAGUCUUUCAGUUUGGUCGAGAACAUAAUUGAUCAGGUGAUGGCUAUGCAUCCGAACAUCAGGUGGCUGCACGUCGGAUGCGAUGAAGUGUACCACUUGGGAUAUUGCAGCAAGUGCAUGAGGCUGGACAGGGACAAUUUGUUUUUGUCACACGUUGCUCGAGUGGCUCGCUAUGUUCGAGAUAAACAUAAGGUGAUACCAAUUAUUUGGGAUGACAUGCUACGCCAGAUGCCAACUGAAAAACUGAAAGAAUUCCAGCUUGGACAACUCGUCGAGCCGAUGGUCUGGACUUACGUGAAGGAUGUUUACCGCUUUGUUCCUUACAAUGUCUGGCUGUCUUACAGCGAAGUAUUUCCUUUCGUUUGGGCCGCCAGCGCUUUCAAAGGAGCUUUCGGCGAGACUCUCACAGUUCCAAAUGUAAAGAUGCAUCUUGAAAACAAUGAAGCCUGGUUGGAGGUGAUGGCCGAACAACAUAAAAAGUUUGGAAACUUCAGAGGUAUCGUCAUUACCGGGUGGCAACGCUAUGACCACUUGGCAACCCUUUGCGAGCUUCUGCCUGCUGGAUUGCCAUCGCUGGUGCUUGACCUUCUCACCGUCACUCAAGGUUAUUUCAGCCAGCAGCUUUUCACCAAGUUUCAUCACAUACUUCAGUGCACUGUUCACCAGAGGUCUCAAGUCGAUUUCGAGACCGAUCCACAUCUCUGGCAGCGAGCUUCCUCCUGCUUUUUCCCUGGCUCUGCCGUAUUCCGUAUGACUCAACAUCACAGCGAGGCUGUCAAACGUGUAGAUGAUUACCUUUACGAUGUCACUGUUCACAAGGCUUGGCUCACCGAUUACAAUAUCCGACACAACAUAACAAGUCCAAUGAGAGUCGAUGAAGGUCUUGCUGAUUACUCAUCAGUUUACUAUCCACUCACAUCUCUUGUACGAACAGCAAGAGAUGCGCUUCGUGAAGUCUAUGACGAGUACACAGUUGCAGAGUGGAUAGAACAGAACAUUUACCCAUCGAUAGUCAAGCUGGAAAAAUUGUGGAAAGAAGCCACAAAUCUUAAGAGGGCAAAAGUGUGGCCCAAAAGGCCAUUACCUCCUCUCGAUUUACUUAAGAAGUACUCUGUUGGAGUUUUGAAUGAUGACAAAGAUGACAGUGCAGUUGUACCAAUGGUUUAAUUUCUGUGAAGAGUUAAAACCCCAGAUGAUUUUUCAGGUACCAGAAUCCUCUAACUUUAGCCAGUGAAUUGAUUUUGAAAGAAAAAAGUCUUACCAGUGACUUCCACCACUUUAUGAAAGUUUGAUGAAACGAUUGCGUUAUGGGCAAGGUUGAUAUAAUGUGUGUUUGCAUGGAUUGAGGAUUCAAAACAAAACAAAAAAAUUAGACAACUCUUAAGUUAGUUAGUUGUUCAGUUAAGCAUAGCAUCCAACACACGAUUCACACUUUUGCUGCAAAUGGCAAAAGAUUUGCUUUUAGAACUCUCUUAAAAAGAGAUAUUAAACAAGCUGCCAACUACAUACAUGUCCUAGUUCGAGUUUUAUCGAGCUAUAUUACUUAAUGCAGAUGAUUCAAUUAAAUGAAGACCAAAUGAGUUUGGUCUCGGUUCCUGAAUCAAAAAACAGGCCCAGACAUUUCCUACAGGCUCGUCUCUGAAUGUCCUUGAACUGACAAGACAUCUACUUGUGAUCUCCUAACUUUUACAGUACCAAACGAGGUUCAUUUAACCUCCAUUUCACAAAAUUUAUUCAAGCAAGCGUUGAUGAAAUGAUAUUGUGAAAUCACUUGCUCAAGUUAUAUCAGUUAUUGCUCUCUGAUUAGUGUUCAGAUUUAUUCUAUAAAUAAUUCUAUAUAAGCCAGUUAUUUUUAAAUGUCUUCAGCAAAAAGUGCUUGUUAACAGCAUUUCUAAAACUUUUCAUUGUACAAGCCUGUAAAUCAAAUGUUUAGUAACAGUUUUGUGGUCAGGUUGAAGUCGAAUGUCAGUGAUUGAAAUGUCAAUCUGCAGGGCAGGAAAGCUAAUUUGUAUUCGUGCCUCAUAUGCUUUACAGUCUGUGAUUUACAAAAAAUACAGGCUGUUACUGUUGCACGAUUCAUUGAGUUUUCACUAAUUUAUAUACUUAGUAGUUUUUUUAUAUCGUUUCAAUUUUUGAUAAUAUCGGUUGUAACAUAGCACAUAAAGCAUUGUGAAAUUAUUCCCUUUUUUUUUGCUUUUAUUGGCAUAAUUGUUACAUGUUCUAAUUGAACAUAACAGGACUUUCCAAACUAUGGAAUAUUAUUUUUAAUUUGUUAUAAUUAUUUAUGUAAAAAUUGCAAUGAUGAAAUAUAAAUAUCCAAUUUGAUCCUAAUUGAAUCAAGAGAGUUUAAGAUGAAGAUGAAAAUUUUUAAUGGUUCAAAUCUUUGUGAAAUAAAUAACUAAAUAAAAUUAAAAAAAUAUAGUUUUUAACUGCCUUUUACCAUCAUGUGUUAAUGAAAAUCACUAUAUACAAAAGUAAAUAGAUUGAUUGUCAAUAUUUAAUACUUUUUUUAAUGAUAUAGAGUAUAAAUUAGAUAUGCAUAAUGUUAUUUUCUAAAAUAACCAAAAGAAAAUUAAUAUUACUGAAUAAAAGAAGCAACACUGUUUUGAAAUUAUUGAAUGUUGAUUAUUUAUAAAAUCAGCAAUAUUAAAAGUUUGAAAAGUCCUGAGAAAUACUUUAUUUGUCAUAUCUCAUUUCAACAUCUACCUAGUUGGCAAAAGUACAAAUUAUUUUUGGAAAUAUAUAUAAAGCCUUAUGUGUUUGUGUUACAAAAUUUUCAGGGUACGAGAUUAAAAUUCAUGAUUUUGGUGCUUUUUCUUCAAAAACUUUUCAUUUAUUUACUUUUAAAAUCAAAAUUUUUUUGUAAAUUUCCAGAUUACAUUAAAUUGAUGAUUUUUCUUUAAAUAUUUAAUUGUUUGGCUUUUUUUUUUUUUUUUUUUUUUUUUUUUUGCCAUAUAAUUGACAUUGUUGCAGCUAUAAUUUUAUUGUGUUUUGUGGAAUUCUUAAGUUGCAAAAUUGCGUUCAAUUUUUUUUCUAGUCAAAUCGCAGAUAGUUAAAUUCAUUAAAACAAUGGCCCUAAGAAAGCUUUGAGAUGCAAUUACACAAAGUGAUUUUAAUCAAAUAAAAUUUUAAAAAAUUCAUCACUAUAAGCAGUUAGGAUCAUUGCAUCUCUUAGCCUUGAGAUUUUAAAAUUAAACAAAAUACUCAUUCUGUUUUUUUAAGUAUUUUAGUACUUAACAAUUAACCAAAGAAUUUAUGAGUUUCAUUUUUUUAAUGUACUAAGUGUGUAAUUUCUAAUUUGAUAGGUUAAAUAAUCUUUAGAAGUUUUUGUCGAUAGAAAUUAAAUGUAGUAACAAAAUGGAUAAUUAAGCAACAACUUUAAAUCACUUUUUAA